Messenger RNA from Mangifera indica (mango), 1921 nucleotides. Its product is annotated as 15-cis-phytoene desaturase, chloroplastic/chromoplastic. Gene Ontology annotation, biological process: carotenoid biosynthetic process. Gene Ontology annotation, molecular function: phytoene dehydrogenase activity. The record is from RefSeq and is a predicted model, not a curated record. Bases 154 to 1803 code for a protein of 549 amino acids. The transcript has 14 exons. Gene Ontology annotation, cellular component: chloroplast thylakoid. NCBI's taxonomy places the organism in Eukaryota, Viridiplantae, Streptophyta, Magnoliopsida, Sapindales, Anacardiaceae.
UUUUAAGCGGAAUAUUUCCAUUUCCGAAAUUAAGCGAACCGCCAAUUUCACGACAAGUCCAUUUUUUUUUAUUUAUUUAUCACAAUAACAACUACGCUGGCAACCUCCUCCUCUCAGCUUCCAAAAAGUUCAGAUUCUUUCACUAACAAAUAAAUGAGCUUCAACUUGAGCUUGUGUGGAAGUGCUUUAAUGGCGUUUCAAGGGAGUGAAUUGAUGGGCAAGGCCAUCAAAUUUCACGUUAAAGCAACUCCAAGGAGCGGAUAUAAGCCUUUGCAGGUAGCUUGUGUGGACUAUCCGAGACCAGAUAUUGAUAAUACAGCUAAUUUCUUGGAAGCUGCUAAGUUGUCUUCUUCCUUUCGUGCUUCUGCUCGUCCUCCCAAGCCUUUGAAAGUUGUAAUUGCUGGUGCAGGUUUGGCUGGUUUAUCAACUGCAAAAUAUCUGGCAGAUGCAGGCCACAAACCUUUGUUACUAGAAGCAAGAGAUGUUCUAGGUGGAAAGGUAGCUGCCUGGAAAGACGAUGAUGGUGACUGGUAUGAGACAGGCCUGCAUAUAUUUUUUGGGGCAUACCCAAAUGUACAGAACCUGUUCGGAGAACUUGGUAUCAAUGACCGAUUGCAAUGGAAGGAGCACUCAAUGAUAUUUGCAAUGCCAAACAAGCCAGGAGAAUUCAGCCGAUUUGAUUUUCCAGAAGUUCUGCCAGCUCCUGUAAAUGGAAUAUGGGCGAUUUUAAGGAAUAAUGAAAUGUUAACUUGGCCCGAGAAAGUCAAGUUUGCUAUUGGACUUCUUCCAGCAAUGCUUGGUGGACAAUCUUAUGUUGAAGCCCAAGAUGGUUUAACUGUCAAGGAAUGGAUGAUAAAGCAGGGAGUACCUGAGCGUGUGACAACAGAGGUGUUUAUUGCCAUGUCAAAGGCACUAAAUUUUAUUAACCCUGAUGAAUUGUCAAUGCAAUGUAUAUUAAUUGCUUUAAAUCGAUUUCUUCAGGAGAAGCAUGGUUCCAAGAUGGCAUUCUUAGAUGGUAGUCCCCCAGAGAGACUUUGUAUGCCGAUUGUUAAUCACAUUCAGUCGCUAGGUGGUGAAGUGCGACUAAAUUCUCGGAUACAGAAAAUUGAGCUCAAUAGUAAUGGAACUGUGAAGAAUUUCUUACUAACCAGUGGGGAAGUGAUUGAAGGAGAUGUUUAUGUAUUUGCCACUCCAGUUGACAUCCUAAAGCUUCUUUUGCCUGAAAACUGGCAAGAGAUGCCGUACUUCAAAAAAUUGGAGAAAUUGGUCGGAGUUCCAGUUAUUAAUGUUCACAUAUGGUUCGACAGGAAACUAAAAAACACAUAUGAUCAUCUACUCUUCAGCAGAAGUCCUCUCUUGAGUGUGUACGCUGACAUGUCCGUAACAUGUAAGGAAUAUUACAACCCUAACCAAUCCAUGCUAGAGUUGGUUUUUGCCCCCGCUGACGAAUGGAUCUCGCGUAGCGACUCAGAAAUAAUUGAUGCUACAAUGAAGGAGCUUGCAAAACUCUUUCCUGACGAAAUUUCUGCUGAUCAAAGCAAAGCAAAAAUUGUUAAGUAUCAUGUUGUUAAAACACCAAGGUCUGUGUACAAGACUGUCCCAAAUUGUGAACCUUGUCGUCCCCUGCAAAGAUCUCCAAUAGAUGGAUUCUAUUUAGCUGGGGAUUACACAAAACAGAAGUAUCUGGCUUCAAUGGAAGGUGCAGUGUUGUCAGGAAAGCUUUGUGUUCAAGCUAUUGUACAGGACUAUGAGGUGCUAGUUGCGCGAUCAAAAGGAGAAUUGGCUGAGGCAAACAUUCGCUAAAUACCCUUAAACAGGCAAGAUGGUUGAAAGAUUGAUUGAGGAUUGUGUAAUGAUGGAAAUAUUAUUUUUUUUCAACUUAUAAAAAGGAAAAAUAAUACUCAGAAUCUUCUAUAGUGAA